Molecule: messenger RNA, 2640 nt
Organism: Lycium barbarum (goji berry)
Lineage: Eukaryota; Viridiplantae; Streptophyta; Magnoliopsida; Solanales; Solanaceae
Product: extensin-1-like
Exons: 1
Coding region: 404-2344 (646 amino acids)
Source: RefSeq, a predicted model, not a curated record
ACAUAGAGAAUUUCCUUUUUAAGCAAAAGUCAACCUUCUUCUUUGGUAGUAGGAUGCCAUAACUUGGGGGUAUCCUGCCUUUUUCAUCUUAAAAUUUUGUUUUUGAUUUAGUUUUUCGGUGUUACAAUUUUUUCCAAGACACCAGAACCAACAAGUACUGACCUAAUUUUUAUUUGGAAUUUUCUAUCAUAUUAGUGGGCAACCAUGAAGGCAUUAUAUUGAUGUCACAUUGCUAAAUAAUGACCAAAGUUCCUUACUAAAUUAAGCAAAGACAAGUCUUAAUACUGACCUAGUUUUUCUUGGGAAUUGGCUAUCAACUUAGUGGUUAACCAUGAAGCAAAUGCAUAAAUGUUUAAAAAGUGUGUCAUAAUGUAGUAUAAAAACCAGAGUUCCCUACUCAACUAUGCAACACGUCUUAGUUCUUUCCUUCUCUUCUUCAAGUUGCAAAAUGAGAAGCUUUGGGAAUUUGGGUCAAUGGCCUCUACUUGCAUUUGCUUUGGCAAUUUGCUUUGUAGCCAGCACUGUAUUUGCUGAUUACUCUUAUGACUAUACUUCUCUUACACCUUCUUACAACUCUAAGAAGUACUACAAAUCACCAUCUCCACCCAAGUAUCAAGUGCCUACUCCUUUGAAGCACAACUAUUACAAGUCGCCUGCUCCUUCAAAGCACUACGACAAAUCCCCAGUAGCAGUGAAGUAUUAUAAAUCACCGGCACCUUCAAAGAAUUACUAUAAGUCGCCCGCCCCUUCAAAGAAUGACUACAAGGCCUCAACUCCUUCAAAGAAGUACUACAAGGCCUCUACACCUUCAAAGAAGUACUACAAGGCGCCUGCACCUUCAAAGAAGUACUACAAGGCGCCUGCACCUUCAAAGAAGUACUACAAGGCCCCCGCCCCUGCAAAAAAGUACUACAAGGCGCCCGCCCUUGCAAAGAAGUACUACAAGGCCCCCGCCCCCGCAAAGAAGUACUACAAGGCCCCCGCCCCCGCAAAGAAGUACUACAAGUCGCCUGCUCCAUCGAAGCACUACUACAAGUUACCAUCCCCAACAAAAUAUUACAAAUCGCCUGCUCCUUCAAAGUAUUACAAGUCGCCUGCUCCUUCAAAGCACUACUACAAAUCCCCAGUAGCAGUGAAGUAUUAUAAAUCACCGGCACCUUCAAAGAAUAUCUAUAAGUUGCCCACCCCUUCAAAGAAUUACUACAAGGCCCCAACUCCUUCAAAGAAGUACUACAAGGCCCCCGCCCCUUCAAAGAAGUACUACAAGGCACCCGCCCCUGCAAAGAAGUACUACAAGGCCCCCGCCCCCGCAAAGAAGUACUACAAGGCCCUCGCCCCGGCAAAGAAGUACUACAAGGCGCCUGCCCCCGUAAAGAAGUACUACAAGUCGCCUGCUCCAUCGAAGCACUACUACAAGUCACCAUCCCCAACAAAAUAUUACAAAUCGCCUGCUCCUUCAAAGUAUUACAAGUCGCCUGCCCCAACAAAGUAUUACAAAUCGCCUGCUCCUUCAAAGUAUUACAAGUCGCCUGCCCCAACAAAAUAUUACAAAUCGCCUGCUCCUUCAAAGUAUUACAAGUCGCCUGCCCCAACAAAGUAUUACAAAUCGCCUGCUCCUUCAAAGUAUUACAAGUCGCCUGCCCCAACAAAAUAUUACAAAUCGCCUGCUCCUUCAAAGUACUACAAGUCGCCUGCUCCAACAAAAUAUUACAAAUCGCCUGCUCCUUCUAAAUACUAUAAAUCGCCGCCGCCACCAAAGUAUUACAAGUCACCAGUUUACUAUAAGUCUCCACCCCCACCUGCUUAUUAUGAAAAAUCACCUUCUUACGACAAGUCACCUCCACCUCCUUCAAAAUACUAUGAGCAAUCACCAUCUUACAAAUCUCCACCACCUCCUCCAAAAUACUAUGAACAAUCACCUUCGUCCUACAAGUCACCACCACCACCUCCAAAAUACUAUGACCAGUCACCAUCUUCUCACAAAUCUCCACCACCUCCACCAUACUACAAAGAAUCGGCACCUUCCUAUAAAUCUCCUCCACCUCCACCAUACUACAAAGAAUCAACACUUUCCUAUAAAUCCCCUCCACCUCCACCAUUCUACAAAGAAUCUACACCUUCCUAUAAAUCUCUUCCACCUCCACCAAAAUACUAUGAGCAAUCACCUCCAACCUACAAUGUACCAUCUCUAUCAGCGACGGUAAAACUACCAUCAUACUACUUACCUCCACCACCAACGGAAUAUUACAAGCAAACUCCAACCUACACCUCACCUCCACCACCUAAGAAGUACGAGCAAUCAACCACAUAUGCUUCACCUCCACCCCCACCAAGCUACUAUUAAUAGCCACUAAUUCUAUCAGUUCCACCAUUUCCAUGACUUCUAACUCCUUUUACUCCUAAUUGGAGUGUCUCUAUUUCCUCUGCCAAUAAGUUAUGUAUGCUUCAAGAAGGUUUUGCUUGUUUUGUUUGCUCCUUUCUUUUAAUAAUUUGUAAUAUGUAUUGUUUGAAUUUUCAGUAAGAUCCUCAAGAUCUCCCUCACUUUGGCUCAUUGUAUCAAGAUUCUUUUUGGUGUAACCUCUUGAGAGUUCCACUUUGUGUAAUACUAUCUUCUUCUUUGUCUAAUAUUGUUUUAUCUAA